CGGCGCGCCAUGGCCGGGCUGCUGGCGCUGCUGGGCCCCGCGGGCAGGGUGGGCGCCCGGGUCCGGCCUCGCGCCGCCUGGGUCCUGGGCGCCGCCGCCCCGUGCGCGCCGCCCCCCCUGUUCCUGCCGCCGCUCCGGCGCGGGCCCGACGCUCUGCUGCUGCGCGCGGUCCGCGGGGACAGCGGCGGCCGCCAGGACCCCAGCAAAAUCACUGCGACAACAGGCAGGGCUGUCAGCAGCGGACAGGAGGAAAAGCAAAGCAAGUCACAGCAGCUGAGAAAGGUCUUCCAAGAGUACGGCGCCGUUGCUGUGUCGCUGCACAUUGGAAUCUCGUUAGUCUCCUUGGGCAUCUUUUACACGGUGGUUUCAAGUGGUGUGGACAUGUCUGCAGUCCUGCUUAAACUCGGAUUUAAAGAGUCACUGGUGCAGUCAAAAAUGGCAGCAGGCACGAGUACCUUCGUGGUGGCCUAUGCCAUCCACAAGCUGUUUGCCCCGGUGAGAAUCAGCAUCACCUUAGUUUCUGUGCCCUUCAUUGUCAGAUAUUUUCGCAAAGUGGGAUUUUUUAAACCUCCAGCUGCAAAGCCUUGAUGAACUCUCCAACUGUGGGCCUGAAAACCUGUUUCUUUUCAAUAGAAAUUUGGGGUUAGUUUUAGGAUAUAGCUUUUCUGGGGGAGGAGGGGACAGGAAGCUAAUUGCUAUAUUCUCAUGAAUAAGGUUUACCUUUGCCAGCAAAAAUUCAGGUUUUUUAAUAAUUGUAAUUAUUUUGCUUUACAAAUGGUCUUAAUGCUCUUCAUCACAGGGCUUGUAUCCAUAAUCUAAAAUGUCAGCAAAAUAUCACAAACUGAGUUGUCAUCUCAAACAAAACUGUUAGCCUACAAAAUGUUCCUUCUGGAAGAUCACUGGUGAGGUUCUAGUCUGCAGAAGCCCCAGGGGUUAAUCUUUGCUCAGAUUCUUAAAGGGCAACGAUUCAUUAAGCUAGUUUUUAAAAUUCCCCUUCCUCCAAUAUCUGUUGUCAGGCUGCCUGCGGUUUAAUAUGCAAUAUUCUGCAAAACAGCUGCCAGUGUUACAAUUAAUGAAUCAGUUUAAGACUUAACAAUAUGUAACCAGGAUCUAAAUUAGCAUCAACACUUGAAUGUCCGUUACACAUGUUUUGGGGGGAAGAAUGACCAAGUGUUUCUGGUGUGUUUCAUUGAUCCUAAAACACCCUCAAAUCUGGACAUGAUGGCUCCUACCUGGUGGUUCUCCUCAAACUGCAUUAAAGUAGGUCAGGGUCAUUUGUCUCUGUUUAGGGAAAAUAUGGAAACUUUAUCCAGUAGCAGGGGUAUCAGGUGGCUCCUGACGGCCUUAUCCACAAGUGAACCUGGAUACCACACACAUGGAAAGCUAAGACAAUCUUUGCUGAACCCUCUACAUCAAACUUCAGACAUUCCAGAACUUCGGUCACAAUGUUUACAUUAUAUCGCUACUUUGAUUUUUUUUUAACUGAGUUAAAGUUAUAUAGAAAAAGAUUUUGUUAUAUUGAAAAAGAUUCUCCUUUUCAAAGUUAUAUUAAAAAAGAUUCUCCUUUCUCUAAAAAGGAGAAUUGGAGGCACUUGCUGUAAAUGGGAGGCAACUGUGAAAUAAUGUGAACUAAUAUGAAAUGAUACAAGCGGGGGAGGGAGAGGGACAGGCAGGUAUAAUUACUUUCUGAUGAGCUGGUUUUACCUGAUACAGGGUGUUUGAUAUGAGCGCCCCCCCCCCCCCCCAGAACCGUUGCUCUUAGGGACAUUAUUAAGAACAGAAACUCAAGCACGCAGAUCCAAAUUGAGAUUUUUGUCCCUGAAGCACCUAGAAGCAGGCAAACUGGAGGGAAUUCCUUUCCGUGGGAUUCCUGUAAAGCUACCCUCCAGGCCGCAUCCACACACAGCACGGUCCACACCGGGACCCCGAUUAACCAGUUCCACCCUGCCACCUUGGCCGAGGGAGUUCCAAUUAUUAAUUACCUAGGUGACAAUCAGAAAACUAAGGGAACUAUAAAUUGACCAUCCUGGUUUUACCGCCUGGCUGCUAACUGCCCCCUGGCUAAGCCUUAGUAAUCUACGUCCAUCUUUCACAAGAAGCUUUGUGAGACAAUUCUCCACUUGCAAGACUGUUAAAGUGGACCCCCCACCCCCCACCCCUCCUUAAAGCAAUUAGCGCAUUGCCAAAAGGCUUCACUGAUUUCAAGUUGGAACUGCCUUUCUGGGAUCUAAUUGCAAGGACAUCAACACAGCUGAGCCAGAUGCCUGGCGAGAGCGCUUGGCAGUCCCUCCUGUGGUCAGGCUCUGUUCACCUAGCUGGCUUCCCACUCCUAAACACCUUCUGUACCAGUCUCCCUACCAGUCAGAUCCCUAGUAAUGUCUAUGCAAGAAAAAGCUGACAGUCCUACAGGAUUAAGGGCUGAAAUCUUAAACUUUGAUUCCAUGUUUGGAGGAAUGGAAGUGGACUGACAGGGCAAGCAAUAAAAACAAUCACCAAACCAAAUAGCCAUGGCCUCUCCUAAGCCCACCUCCACUCCACUCCUGCAGCCAGUGGUCCCAACAGAACCAAACCUGGAAGAGAUCAGAGGACCAGGGAAUAUGUGACUUCACCAGCAAGAUGUAGAUUGCCUGUAUUUACAUUGUUUUUAUGGAACUAGGGGAAAUAAAACAUCUAUUUUAAAAAUGUAAGCAAUUGUUCAUUCCUAAUUUUGUAUCUGACAAAAUGAGCCGCUUAAGUUCCCUGAAACAAAUAAACAUCUUUGUAGUUUAUGAAGAA
Canis lupus familiaris (dog) is the source of this 2775-nucleotide messenger RNA. It is a transcript of the gene MIMS2, whose product is annotated as family with sequence similarity 210 member B. Gene Ontology annotation, cellular component: mitochondrion. Bases 10 to 588 code for a protein of 192 amino acids. The transcript is spliced from 3 exons. NCBI's taxonomy places the organism in Eukaryota, Metazoa, Chordata, Mammalia, Carnivora, Canidae. The record is from RefSeq and is a predicted model, not a curated record.